AUGUUGAUCCUCCAUGGUGUACCACAGAGCGUAGCUGACCACUCCUUAGGCGAUUUUGCAGAGAACUUGUUUCUUUGUACCGCUAAAUUAUUGGCUGUGAUCGGUGUAGUGUUGAGUGGUGCUCUCGCAGAGCCCGAGGCACCCUACGCCCCUAGCGGAUUCAGGCCUAGCGGACCUGCAUUUGAGCUACCUCAGAAGAGUCCUCAACAACAGCAGGAGUAUCUUCCACCUGUUGAGCCCAGGAGACCAGUGAAUCCAAACACUGAAUACGGAACACCCGAGGAAGAUGUCUCAGUCCAAGGACUGCCAACACAUGAACAGAUGCCAAUAUUUCAGGUAUCUCCUGUCAAUGGACAACUUUAUACCGGACCACAGUUCAAUACUGACUUGAGAGAGUUGGAUAGUUCUAAAAGUUUCAGACUUACUCAGUAUCAACUUCAACAAGAAAAAUACCGUGAACUUGAUAGACAGCGACAAUUAGAAGCAGCGCAAACAAGAACUCGUAACAAUCAAGUCCAAAAUCCACCAGUUCCGAGGCAAUUCGGUCAAACAACACCAUCAAUAACCGAGCCUACGUACUCAACCAAAAGCACUGAAGAUCAAAAUACAGAAACCAGUACGCCAUCAAUUGAAUUGAAUGAAGGAGAAACUUUCGAUGAUGAUAAAAAAGAUAGUAAAAACAAGGUCACAGUUGAAGUCGCCAAACAGAAUUUGCAAGAAUACCCCGGAGAAUUGUUCCUCAGUUCUCUGGCUCAGCUGCAGUUGCAACCUCAAUUUGUACCAAUACAGCAAUUUGGACAACUUAAAGCACCUUUGCAAUAUCAACCUGUACAACAAGAUCCACAAGUAGGAUACGAUGUCCAAACUCAUUUUGCAGCGCUACCGUCAGUGUUAGCUCAAAGACAAUCACUUCAGCCUCAAUAUCAGAAUCAACAAGGUUUGGCACAAAACCCAGCUUUGUUUGUUGCAUCACAAGAUCCUUCUGUAGCUUUACUUCAAGCUCAACAGCCACCUAAUCAGUAUCAGCCAUUCGUGAACAAUCCAUACCAACCUUUGGAACCCCAAGUCUUUCCUCAACCAAUAGUAGUGCAACCUCAAUCUAGCCAGCCGAAUUUUGUGCAAUCUCAGCAGCCAGAAAACGAAGAAUCUCGUCAAAAUCAAGACCAAGAAUUCGUAUACCAACAAAGCUACCAACCACAGGAAGUUACCUAUCAACCUCUGUUUCCCCUAGGACAGACUAUGGUAUCGAACACCUAUCAGUCUCCUCAACAACAAAACUUCCCGUUACCUCAAGCACAACUGGUUAAUUACAAUCCCCAAUUAGUUCAACAAUAUCAGAACGGAUUUGUUCCUCAACAAUUUCCUGCACAGCAGCAAGUUUAUCAAGGUCAAGACUCUUUACAGAGCGGUCUUGAUUUAAACCAACAAGGAAAUGGAGUGGAAGAAACUGAUGACAAAAAUUAUGACGAUGAAAACCAAGAUGACGGUUCGAUGGCAACAGCAGUCGCAACGGCAUUUGGCGCAAGAACUCAACCUCGCGUCUUACCAAGAUAUGGGCCACCUAUUCCGAAAGUGACUGCUAAUCCUGACGUCACAGAUUCGGCAGUUCAAGAUGAGGAAGCAACGGGGGACAUGGGAGCGGUAGCACAAGCGAAUGCAUUUGCUACAGGAAGGAGAAAGUCCGCGAAAUUGAGAAGCCGUAAAGUUCGCCCUGUAUUCACUUUGGAUCGAUCAGGACAUUUGGUGUUAGCGCAAGACCAGAACUAAUUCAAUCCAAAUUGAUAUAAAAUAAUAGGUUUCUACCCAUGAAAUUGCUGAUAUGUCAAAAACACAGAAGUUAUAUAUGUAAUUUGUAUAAAUUUAAAACGAUUUUUAUUGGUAUUAAUAUUCACAAUACUACCAUUAUUAUUGUUAGAUCAAUCCAUUUCAAUAGUAAUUAAGAAUAUAAGUAUCUGCAAGAUACAUUCUGCCACUAUCUGUUAUAAAAAAUGCACGCAUUUUUUUAUUUUUAAUAUAUUAAAAAAGAUGAUAAAUGGAUAAAGCUUAUCU
Diatraea saccharalis (sugarcane borer) is the source of this 2049-nucleotide messenger RNA. NCBI's taxonomy places the organism in Eukaryota, Metazoa, Arthropoda, Insecta, Lepidoptera, Crambidae. The record is from the annotation of a GenBank genome assembly.